This is a messenger RNA of Agrilus planipennis (emerald ash borer), 1182 nucleotides long. RefSeq lists its product as uncharacterized. The record is from RefSeq and is a predicted model, not a curated record. The transcript has a single exon. Lineage: Eukaryota; Metazoa; Arthropoda; Insecta; Coleoptera; Buprestidae. Bases 221 to 1021 code for a protein of 266 amino acids.
UCGUGUUCUGAUGAUUACGUUUUUCCGGAUCUAAAUUUUUGGUAGAGACUGUAUGUUUAUUUGUUAAAUUGGCCGCGUAUUUAAAAAAGCCUCUUAUGCUGCCCGUGAUUAGUUCAGACGUGAACGAGUUGCAUGUUAGUUCGUUUCAUAAUAGUAAUUUACAUGCGCUUGGCGAAGUACAUACCAAACUUGGAUACAAGAACGAAGCUACGGAUUGACGAUGUGUGAAAACUGGGAAAAUCUUAUAGUGGACGAGAUCAAGAGCGAAUUGGUGCUCUUGAGUGAACAGAAAGGCAUCACGAAACCUGCGAUAUCGUGCACGCCGGGUAGUGCAAUCGGUGAUAAUUAUUUGGGAGAAAUAGUGAAUGUAAUUAUCGAAGGUGAUGAUGGAAAGGAAAAUGGAAAAAAUCGCCUUAACAUCAUUGUAAAGUGUGCCCCAAGGGCAGGAGCGUUUCGGACGAAAUUGCCCAUGCAUCAACUGUACCUCCGAGAGAUGUACGCUUACGAUACGAUUUUUAGAGAAUUUUUAAAAAUACAGAACGACUGUAAUGUCAAGGAUGUUUUUAAUCCUUUUGCUGUUUGUUACAAAACAAUUCCAACGGACGGCUACGAAACUUUGAUAAUGAAAAAUAUGAAAUCGAUAGGAUACUAUAUGGAGAAUAGGUUCAAACCGUUGGAUUACGACCAUGUCCUUUUAACGAUCAGGUCUUACGGGAAAUUACAUGCCCUCUCGUUCGCGCUAAGGGAACACGAACCUGAAAAAUUUCGAAAACUUGCGAAUAAUUUAAAGGAGGAGUUCUUCAGUAUAGUUGACCUUCCCGAGAAUUAUUACGAUCAAAUAACUAAACCAGCUUCCGAUUUAUUGGAAGGACCGUUGAAAGAAAAAUUUGAUGAUUACCGUUCCAGACUUCAAAGCAUUUUGGAGGAAGAACUGUGUGAAGAGACUCCAGGACGAUAUGCUGUGAUAGGACAUGGUGAUUGCUGGACCAAUAAUUUUUUAUUUAAGAGAGAGGCAAGUUAAAAUAUUAAUUUUCGAUAUUAACGAUAAGUGGUAAUUGUCGUAAAAUUAAAAGUAUUUCAAUUAAAAAAUAGUAGAAGUUAAAUAAGAAAAUCGUUAAACCAUCUCCAUCAUCAUAAGAUUGUCAGUUCUAAGACUGACUGGACAAGAGCCUCCACAUUUUC